AUGGUUCCAUUCGCGCUGGUAUUGCUUGUCUUGCGGAUCGCGGUCAUCUUUCCUCCUGGAACAUUGGUCAUCGCUCUUGCAGACUACGAGGGCAGCAGAGUUUACAAGGUCAAGGUCGCGAACUACUCUCAACCGCCAGCAUACCUGACCUUUUCAAAUGCCACCUGGCACACUGGGGCCGAGGGUAUUGCUACGGAAAGUGGAAUUUGGCAGACGCUCUUGGCCUCGAGCACGACCUCGAUGACGAUUGACUUCGACACCGAUCCAUUAAGUAUUCCACUGCGAUUAUACUUGUCGUCACCAUGUGGUCCAGACUGCAGCUAUGAAGUUCAAGCAGCUCUCCCUUCGGCCCAAUGUGAGCCUGGGCUUAGUCUAGAUCCCGUGCGGCACAUGUAUCAGACUGAUAAUGUCUACGGCAUGGACUACGAGUCGUUCUCUUCGCUCAACUUCAGCUACAUGGCAGUUUCACACGUCAAGAGAGAGAAUAUUAAUGGCCAGACGACAUAUACGCUCAGGUUUGAUGUAUCAUUCAGCGGCAGUGACCGGCUGAACUACACAUGCCGUAUCUUCUCCAACCACGCGCAAUUGCGGCUUUCAUGGAGUCCAUACGGCAAUUCGAUCGAGGUUCUCUCCAGAUCCAGCGAGAUAUUCAAUGCGUCAAUACUAAUCGAUCCCCUUUACGCAACACAAUACGUCCAAGCAGGGAGUAAAAGUGCCACGCCGCCUGGAGCAUCUUCGUUUCCGACAAAUUUUGACUGCCUGGCCCAUUCAUGGAGUUGCGAAGAAUUAUCCGCGUUUUCGGAUUACUUGCAAAUGCUCCAGCCCUCCUCAGGAUGGGUGAGCGCGAAUCCCAAUGCGACCAUGGUGUUGCCCAUAGGUACCUGCGAGGACCCAGUGCUCCUUCCUUUUCUCGCCGAUAUUAGACAAACCGAAAAGAUCUUCUGGAACGCCAGCGUCCAGCAAUUCAUGAACACCACUCUCGCAUCGCAAUCCUUGGUCAACACGACAACCGUGACUCACGCCAACACGUAUCAGUUCGAGAAGCGCUUGAACUUCUAUUUGCCCUACGGGAUGAGUCUCGGGGUCUCCGCUGCCCUCUUGGGGCUCUCGAUCUUCUUUCUCCGCGACAACGGCUUCGGCGGCGGCACGGGUUUUCUUCACAUCCUGUGCAAUACUGCGAGCCUGAACUCUCGCAUAAGAGCCUUGGCCCUGCAAAGCGCUGGUCGCGACGCAGCCGCUCGACCUGAGGAGCUUCUCGAGGAAAGAGUCAAGUUCGGCAUUGUGCACUGUGAGGGCGGAGAGAGAAAGAUUGGCCUGGGCGCAGAGGAAGACAUUAAUAUCUGA
Molecule: messenger RNA, 1344 nt
Organism: Cladophialophora immunda
Lineage: Eukaryota; Fungi; Ascomycota; Eurotiomycetes; Chaetothyriales; Herpotrichiellaceae
Exons: 1
Coding region: 1-1344 (447 amino acids)
Source: RefSeq, a predicted model, not a curated record